AACACUUGUGAAAAGCAUUUGAAAGCGGUGUACAUUUUCUAUUUUCAUGAUAAUCCUGUCGUUGGGUGUUCGUUUUUUAUUCAAGACAAUGGAAACCAAAUCGCCGUACUUUUCUCCGAAGAAAACUAGAAACUUUACAAGAAAGCAUGGUAGCACUCUUCUGCAAAAGAUCACCAAUUCGAGUAAGGUGGCUCUGGAACAGAAAGAACCUUAUUCAAAUAAAACUCCCAAGGCCAAUCCAAGUACAGCUUAUAGUACCAAAAACACUUCAACAGCGCCGUCUACAAAGUCAGUUAAGGGCAAUAAAAAAAAUAUUCGAUGCGAUGCCGUUGCUGUGAAUCAAAUCUGUGAACCACAGCAAUCGAACGAAAACACUCCUACAAAAAAGGAUCCUCCGAGGGAAAAGACACCAACGGAAAUUGGCAUAAAGAUGGAGAAACUGGAAUCACAGAACAUUGGAUUGGAGGAGGAUUCUUCAACAGUGGAAAUCAAGAUUAAAGUGGAACCAGCCGAUGAGUACCAAGAAUUGAACGAAAAAACACCAUGCAAACAAGAAACAUCAGACUCUCGUUCCUCAAUUAAACGCGAACUAAAUGACGAUUCGCUCGACGGUCAUCCCAGCAAGGAAGUUAAGUGGGAGCCUAAAAACUGGCGUCAACUAAUCGAAAACAUUCGCCAAAUGCGUCAAGCAAUUUUAGCCCCGGUUGAUACGAUGGGUUGCGAUCAGUUUACAUCAGAUGCCGAAACAAUGAUCCCCGAUCGUCACAAGCGGUACCACUGUCUCGUAUCACUCAUCCUCUCGAGCCAAACAAGAGAUCAAGCAAACCACGAGUGCAUGGUGCGGCUGAAGAAGCAUGGACUCACUCCAGAAUCGAUUGUGUCGACUGAUGAUGCUGUGUUGGAAAAACUGAUAUAUCCCAUCAGUUUUUACAGGAAUAAAACAAAGUUUAUCAAACAGAUGUCCCAAAUUUUAAUUGACCAGUACGAUGGAGAUAUACCGAACAACAUCAAGGAGUUGCUUAAGCUGCCUGGUGUCGGAAAAAAGAUGGCCCACCUCUGCAUGCGUUCGGCCUGGAACGUUGUAACCGGGAUCGGAGUUGACACGCACGUGCACCGUAUUUCCAACUGGCUCCAGUUGAUCCCGGAGGAAACGAAGCAACCGGAGGCGACUCGCAUAGCGCUGGAGAAGUGGCUACCGUUUGAAAUAUGGGAUGAAUUUAAUCAUCUGCUGGUGGGAUUCGGGCAAACCAUCUGCACCCCAAAUUUUCCUCGCUGUAAUGAUUGUUUGAACGCACCGAUAUGUCCGGCACGUGGUAUGCGUCCAAUACGCAAGACUCCGAUGAAGAAAGCAAUCAAGCCGGAAAAACUUGAGUUCUAAGCAAGUGGAGUGAAGUCACCGCUCAGUACAACUACAGUUAAUAUUUGUUUUUUCGUCCGAAAUAAAACACAUUACGUUAAUUUUGCU
Messenger RNA from Anopheles coustani, 1465 nucleotides. RefSeq names its product endonuclease III-like protein 1 (gene Nthl1). The coding region runs from base 47 to 1378 and encodes 443 amino acids. Gene Ontology annotation, molecular function: DNA binding; oxidized pyrimidine nucleobase lesion DNA N-glycosylase activity; DNA-(apurinic or apyrimidinic site) endonuclease activity. Gene Ontology annotation, biological process: nucleotide-excision repair; base-excision repair, AP site formation; base-excision repair. The transcript is spliced from 4 exons. Lineage: Eukaryota; Metazoa; Arthropoda; Insecta; Diptera; Culicidae. The record is from RefSeq and is a predicted model, not a curated record. Gene Ontology annotation, cellular component: nucleus.